AAUUUAAAACGACAUGAACCCAUGCACGUUUAGUAAUUAUAAAACAGGAUUCAGAGUUUUCCAACAAGUACAUAAUGAUGAUGUUGAGAUUUUGAAGCAAGCUGAUGUAAACUACUUCACAUGUGGGCUGACAGCUCCACGUAGUAUUAAGAAAUCAAGUUAUAACUAUGGUUGGAUAAUUUGUUUUGAAUUGACACUUCCCAUGGAUGACUAAUUUUGAUCCACGAAGCCUCCAGACUGUUUCCAUUGGUGGCCUGCAACUUCGACCAAUACUCGAUAUCGCUGCUACGGACAACGUCAAAUGGGGCGUGUUGGACUCAAUCGUAUAAUCUCGGUUUUCCUAGUGGUAGGGUUGAUGGUGGUGCCGAACAAUGCCGCUAAAGAACUCUGUUAUUCUCCCGGUGGAGUUGCCGGAAUCGUGAUAGCCACUUUUAUAGUCACAAUGAUACUUUGUGGUCUUGUUUUGGUUGCAGCGUGGUAUUUGUGGAAACGUAAAAAAGUUGGUGGUCUCAACACUCAACAUCUUGGCACACAAGCGACAAAACCAGGUGGAGCCAGUAAAUACGCCUUUGACAACCCAUAUUUUGGUCAAGACGAUGUCGAAGGAUCGACACGUGGGACUGUGCAAGACCAGACAUCAACGGGGUUAGUGUCCGACAGAGGCCACAAUACCAAGGAUAGCCUUGUGUUGAAGAGAAGAAUAUCCAAGUCAAACCAGUUUCCCGGCAUUCCUUUACAACCAAGAGCUGUUGACGAUACUUGUGUUGGCCUGGAGCUCGAGCGAAUUCUUGUGCCAUUGCGAGGGUAUGACUUCACGGGCCUAGGUUUUAAUAUCUGUGGGAACAUGAGAGACGGAAUUUUUGUAAAAGAUGUUCUCAACAGAGGGCCUGCAAACGAAUCUGGAAAAAUCAAAGCAGGUGAUCGAAUCUUGAAGGUCAUAGUAUCCUUCUCCAGCAUAGUAUACGAAGAUGCUUUAACGAUCUUAAGUUACGCUUCUCCUUAUGAUGUACAGCUGGAGAUCGAGAAAACUUCUGAGGGAACCCAGCCUAUAGCUGGAGCUGGUAGACGACUCACAUCAUCUAGCUUUAACAGUGGAGGACAGAUACUUUUCCAUCCUUUGUACCGUAGUCAAUCUAUUGAUGAUCUCACUCAAAUCGGAAAGGAUUCCGUUUUAAGCCAUCCAACUGGACAAUUGACAAUGAGAAAUAAUUCUAAGUUUAUAUGCAGAGCUAGGGACUUUCUGGAACAAGAAAAAGAAAGUUCGCUUACUAUUCCAACGGGUUCUUUGAAUGAAAGAAUGUUGACAAACGCAACAGGAAAAGACGACAACCUUCCAAAACAACUGUCCACAAGAUCUUACCAAAGAAGCAAGAGAAGUUUAUUUUUAAAUGAAGAGGGCAUUGACCCCACCAGAAGGUCUCUUCGGAUGUCUCAAUCUGAACUUAGAAAACAAGAAAGUACAGUCGACCUUGCUAAAACAAAGUCUAGUUUGUCGUCAGAAAGUAAAAUGUCGUUAAGCUCAGCUUCCAUUUCUGCCAAUGACAACCUGCCAGAUCAUGAUAAAAAUCGACAACAAUAUAUUACUAAUAAGAUUAGGUCUGACGAAUCUGACAUACUUCGUAAUCGGAAAGUUCAAACCACUGCUCACGUUCAUCAGAUCAUGACUCAAAGUCGAAAUCAACCAGAAAAUUCGUAUUCCGAUGAUCAAAUAUCCACAACUAAUAAAGUUGGAAGUGUAUGUUUUAAAGGCAGUGCUUUACAAAGCACUGACCAGCAUUCAGAUGUUUAUUCGUCUUUAACAGCUGACAACUCUGAAAUGUCCUCGAAAAAUUAUUUGGAAACUGCAGAUAAACAAUUAUAUUUCAAGUCUUCAUCUCUGGGAGAUUUGACCGAAAUUAAAAAACCACUAAGUCAGCCACCUAUUGUUUUUGAACGUGCCAUAUCAUUAGACCUUAAUCAAGAGGAGUUAACUAAUAGCGAUCUUCAGCAUCAAACAAAAAUGUUGGAAAAUUGCAUUUUGAUCCCAUCGGAAUAUGAAAACAAUGUCAAUCCGGAAAGCUCAUUAUGCACAGACUUUUCACAACGCUUGUCAACAUUAGAUUGUACCGACAAGACAAUGGGAAGUAGUUACAUGCAAUGUCCUUCCGUUAGUGAAACAACGGAACAAACACAUUUUAUCCAAACGGUCUCCAUUCUGUCAAAACAUCAGUCAUUGUGCAAAUCACCCGAAUUUCAAGAAAACUUCGUAGAUCGAACCUGCCAGGAAAACAAAGAAUCAAAUAAUGUAACGAAUACAAAGAUGCCACGUACAGUCGUAGAUGCAACCAGAUCCACAUUUAUAUCUUCUAGUUUUAAAGACGGGCACGAGUAUAUAAUGUCUGGUGUCAUCUCAAAUAAUACCGCUAAAGAGUCAACUAUGGAAAAAGGACAUUCAUAUGACGAUGAGCUGCUUUUGAAUCCAACUCAAUUCAAUCAUUCUAGCGAUAAAAAAGAUGAAAUCUCGAGAGUUUUACAACCAAAACUUGUACAGCAAUCAGAACACGGAGGAAAGAUAUGGGAACCACUUCUGCUUGAUUCUCCUGUCCUUCCGCCUUUAGGUCAAGACACAUCAGUCUCACCCAGAGUACCUUCUCCAGCUCCCUUCACACAAGAGAAAGAAGUGAUUGAAAUCAGUAAAGAUGAGCUUGAUAGUGUUAUGAUUUCUCAUCGAGAGUUCCUGUUGAAACAGGUGAAGAAAACAGGGUUGUGUAGUAACUUGAACUGGAAACCAACACAUGAAACAACCAAAGACAUUGAAUUCGAGCCUUGGAUUGUGACUGACAUAAAUCAUAAUUACAACGAAAGAACAACCGAGAAUUCUGAAAAUUCAAAGAUACGACAAAAAAAACUCUGAUGACAGUGUUAGCUCCGAAGCCUCAGGUUACAUGGUGAAAUCAGAAGAUAGAAAAAACAAAGCUUUCGUUAUAUCUGCGUCAUCAUCGUCCACAAACGGUCCAGGAAAAAGUCCAGCUCAACGUUUAGAUUCUCCUCCGCCUCGGCUCAAACUUCCAUUUUGACUGGAGAUCGAGAUCUUAAAUGAGUCAUUCGCUGUACUAGUUUUUCAAUGUUAAGGAACACAAGAUUGAAGCAAAAGUUUCUUACUGCUAUGUUUUUCGUUUUGUAAUGCUUGCAACAUUUGAUGAGCUUUAGCAUAUAAUUGGAAUUGGGGAACAUUUUUAUAAGAUAUUAAAAAGUAUUUUCUUGUACAAGAAUGUUACACGAAUAAGGUGAUCACAUUAAUCGAUAUCCGCGAUUAAAAUAGAAUGUCAAGAAUACUUUCUCGAUAAGCCGUGCUGUGUGUGUUAAAGAUCCCAAAGCACGUUUUGUUACAACCUGGUUAAAUAUCCUAAAACACGUUUUUUACAUCCUGAAAACACCCUCCUUCAUAGAUAGUGUAUAUUUUCGGUGUUUUGGACAUCGCCAUAUUACUUUCAGUGGUAACUAUACGACUGGUAGGUAAAGUAAGUCUGCAGCAGUAUACAUAACCAAAGGUAAAGUAAUUCUACAGCAGUAUUAAUAACCACCUUUUUUUUUGUUCCGAUAUUACAGUGGUAGUAACUUGUAAUUGAGAUAUAAAGUUGAGACCUCAAUUUGGCUUAAAUUCUGUUAAGUUGCAUAUGACAGACUGUAAUACUUCAGUAUCAUCAGUUUUCAGAAUGUAAAAGAAAAACUGAUUUGCUGUCAUCUCGCGAUUUUGAACAAAUAAAAACCGCUUGUUUAAACCAAAUAUAUAACUGAUACUUGUAACCGUCGUUACUUGGUGAAACUCCAUAAUUACAGAAUUGAGGAAACAUAAGACAAGUGUACGUUUCAUAAAUACAUGAUUUAUUACGACCAUAAAUGAUGUACCUGAUGAUGCCUUUACUGGCGAAACUAUGGUCGUAAUAAUUGAUGUAUUAGGGAAACGUACAAGUGUCUUGUUUUUCCUCAAUUCUGCAAAUAUAUAUAUUAACUUUUAAGUGUCGACCGCUAAUCUGUUAACCAUGUCGAUUCUUCGU
This is a messenger RNA of Limulus polyphemus (Atlantic horseshoe crab), 4037 nucleotides long. RefSeq lists its product as uncharacterized. Gene Ontology annotation, molecular function: protein binding. The coding region runs from base 302 to 2893 and encodes 863 amino acids. Gene Ontology annotation, cellular component: nucleus; cytoplasm. NCBI's taxonomy places the organism in Eukaryota, Metazoa, Arthropoda, Merostomata, Xiphosura, Limulidae. The record is from RefSeq and is a predicted model, not a curated record. Gene Ontology annotation, biological process: regulation of RNA splicing. The transcript is spliced from 7 exons.